AUGGCAGGCGGCGAUGACGCCCCGGCGAGCCCGCAACCGCAGAGACGCCCUCCUCUAGGUCACCGCCAUUCGAGCACCUCUUCACAUGUCUCGCAGUCGCCGAGCGACUCGACCACCAAGGGCCACCACAAGUCUGCACACCACAAGCCUCAGCGACAUGUCGUCAGCCAUCACAACCGCAUGGGCUCGCGCAACCCCAGCUUCCAUCGUUCUCUGAGCAAGAUCAAGAUCACCCAGCACGACCAGCGCCAGCACGACGACGACGAGCCUCCCACUCCAAAGCCGAAACAACAGGCCUCGGUUGCCUCCCAGUCCACUCUCGUCCCGCCCAGUCCAGCCCGUCCCAACAUGAAGCGCAACAACACAUCCGUCCACCUUCCACGCAACCACUCGCAUGCCGCUCUCAAGAAGAAUCUCUCCAGUGGUCAAUUGUCUCGAGUCACUGCUGGAAAGACAACUGUACAUGCCCGUACAGCCGCUCAACAUCAACGGCCCGAUAUCCGACGCGCCCAUACACAGCCAUAUAAACGAUCCAAAAGUCCAGCACCCAAGCGACCAUCCUUCGAUGUAGUCGAUGACGAUGACGACGACGACGAUGAUGCUGAAGAGAUGGAAGGCGUCGAUGACCAAUGGACAGAGGAGAGCGCUUCAGCUUCGCCCAGUACCACUCGCGACAACACGGCAAGCAACACUCGCCAGAAUUCGGUCGUCCUGGAUCCCAGACUAAACCCUUACGCUCGCCAGAUCGCUGAAGAAGAAGAAGCUGCCAAUGAUUCGUCAGGCAGCGACACCGUCGGCUCGCCGAGUCCGCCCAAGUCAACCAAACCUCCCGUCACCCUAAGUAUCCGCACAAAGGACUUUGCUGCUCCUCCACCUGGUCCUACCUCUGCACCACUACAACUCCAAGAGCAGCAACAACCGCCAACCUCAUCAUACAAUCCUCAAGUAGCUCAGCAGCACAUGCCCGAUGCUGAUGCCAUCGCUCGUCGCCUGCUCGAAACAAAUCCAGCCUUGAACGCUGCACCUCCAAGAGUCUCGUCCGUCUCAGCUAUAGCAAACCCGGGUCUCGGCGAUCCGAAGAGCGUGUCGACUCCGGCUGCUGGCUUGUCGGUCACAAAUGGUUCAAACACGCCACUUGUGUCGCGCUUCAUCUCCAACGAUGGCACCGACAGCAAAGAUGGGACGCCAGCCGAUCAGUCGGGCUUCAUCCAGGGUGCUAGAGGCCACAAUCGCACCGCGUCACAAGCCCAGACGCGUAAAGAACAAUCGGACCUCUAUCGCAAUCAAUCAACCCCAAACUUCGCCUCGCAAAAGCAGCCACCAACACCGUCAGGCUCGGGUGCAGUCACCCCAGAUCCAGCGCUCAAUCAGAGCAGGACACAACAGAAAUUAUGGCUACAACGUGGUCUCUCCAACAUCGAAGCCAGUUCGCAGCCCCAUCUUCCUGGUCUGCUGCCCACAGGCCGUGCCCAAGCCAUGCGCACCCCGCACGCCGGCAAGCAAUUUGAGUUUGUCGACAAAGAAUGGGCCGUCGUACGUCGCUUCCAAAACCCUCUUGAUGCUGGGCUCGAACGAUUGCGCAAAAUGAAUGGUGGCUCUUUACCUGGGAAACCGAGCAAGCCGAAAGCAAAUGCCGCACAAUCACAUACCAAUGGCGGUGUCAAUGGCCAUCGUAGGGGACCUUCCAAUGCCGGCUCCAUCGCUAGCCCUGAGCGACCAACAGUGGGCAGGAAGUCUCGAGUUAGCUUUCACAUGGGCGAGGGUGAUGGCGACAACGACGAUGAUGAGCACGAUGAUCACAACACACGACCUGACAGAGAAUCUCCCGCAGACAUUGCUCGCAGAUUAUGGGAGUCGCCUGUAGGGAUACAAGUAGAGGCGUAG
Aureobasidium namibiae CBS 147.97 is the source of this 1884-nucleotide messenger RNA. RefSeq lists its product as uncharacterized. The record is from RefSeq and is a predicted model, not a curated record. Gene Ontology annotation, cellular component: fungal-type vacuole membrane; TORC1 complex. The transcript is spliced from 2 exons. Gene Ontology annotation, biological process: TOR signaling. Lineage: Eukaryota; Fungi; Ascomycota; Dothideomycetes; Dothideales; Saccotheciaceae. The coding region runs from base 1 to 1884 and encodes 627 amino acids.